Molecule: messenger RNA, 282 nt
Organism: Penicillium alfredii
Lineage: Eukaryota; Fungi; Ascomycota; Eurotiomycetes; Eurotiales; Aspergillaceae
Exons: 2
Coding region: 1-282 (93 amino acids)
Source: RefSeq, a predicted model, not a curated record
AUGCUCGAAGCCACAGCACUAGAAGACGACGAGCUUCUCAACGCAGGCGUCUGGGCCUACUCUUUCAAUCGUUUGCAAGGCAAUAUGUGGGUGCACAGGAUUGCAGGCAAAGGCGCCGAGGGUCACAUCACCAUCAGUAUAUCCCUCGGCCGCCUCCAGGGCUUCCUGGGUAAGCAGGACGAGCUGAAAAGGCUGCCGUUAUGGGUUGCCCACUAUGACCUGAACCAAGUCAACGUCCUCAUCGACGACGACUGCAAUGUCACCGGCUUGAUCGACUGGUAA